UGCCUAGUUACCGACCGUGCGGCGCAGGUGUAUGCAUUACACAUUGGCGUAUUGAGUUUGGCUGCACCGGACGAACCCCAAACAAGAGUGGUGUAAUUUCUCGUAGUUUCUUCGCUAGAAUUUCACCGCGAAGUGCUGUUUUUUAAGACCGUCUAGACACGGCGUGAAGCAGGGUGUAAUCAUGCAUAAGUCUUAUCAGUCGACUCUGCCGUGCCAGAGUAGGAUCCUGAAGGCGAGAUGGGACCAAAAAUAUUACGAGGAACACCUGCAGAAGGUGCGCCAGGCCCAACCGAUGGUUGACACAAAAGCCCCAACAACCUAUGUCCAUCUACAUCUGAAGCUGAAGAAACUACAGCUUGAGGAGGAGCGUUUGUCCGUCAUUGAGAGAGACAAUCGCAUUCUUCUUGAGAAGAUGUCGGAGAUUAUGAGGACUACCGGACGGGUCGACCACAGAAACAACUACAUCCAUAGAAGUCUGAACAAAGAGAAACGACAACGUGAGCUGUUGCGAGUGACACGGGAGAACCAGGAGAUCUUGAAGCGUAUCCUAGCGCGGGAGCCAGAGUAUAACCAUCAACAGUGGCAACGGGAAUGGGAGGAGAACGAAGCAUUUAUGGAUAACAUCGCUCGCUACCCUAGAAACUGGUGGGAAUUGGAACAAGAGGAACAAGAGAGAAUGCGGGCAGAGGCCAAAGAGCGGAGAAGAAAGGAAGCUGAAGCUAAUGGAACAAGCCGCUCAGGUCGUAAAUCAUCCAGGAACGAAAGAAGACGAACAAAAUCAAGAGAGGAGCGGAGGAGUCCAACAGAUGAGCAAAAGGAGCAAGAAACACAAGGUGCUGGAGAGGAGACUAACCAGGACAAAGAGGAGACUAACCAGGCUGAAGAGGAGACUACUAAGCCAGAGGAGCAAGCACAAACGCAGGAAGCCCAGCAGGAGGAAGAACCAAAGAUGGAACAGCAGGCGGAAGAGGCAUGAUGUGGGCUAUGUAAAUGGUAGUGUUUCGCUUUCAGGCUGUGUUAUUGUGCAAGAGCAACCCCCCUGCAUUUUGGCAGGUGUAGCAUUAUUUUUAUUACACUUUUCUGAGUGGCAGCUUCUGCUUGCGUUUUCACAGCAUUGGCUUUUGUAAUGCACUAAUCACGUCUUGUGGAGUUCAGUUAUGAACAACACAGACAAAAAAAAUAUGAUUUAGUUUGCAAAUUUCAGUUGAUUGUUUUUCAUAAUCAUGUGGGUGGUCAUAAUUCUCAUUAAAUCUGAUAUACACGUACAGUCAAUUGGAUUGACAUUUUAGUGAUGAAUUUGAGAUAAUUUUGCCACACUGUUUACCAAUGGUCAUUGAUUUGAAAGUACAUGUAUUGAAUAUUCAUAUUCAUGGUUAUCAUUACCCAAUCACAUGCAUUG
This is a messenger RNA of Patiria miniata (bat star), 1399 nucleotides long. RefSeq names its product sperm axonemal maintenance protein CFAP97D1-like. The record is from RefSeq and is a predicted model, not a curated record. The transcript has 5 exons. Lineage: Eukaryota; Metazoa; Echinodermata; Asteroidea; Valvatida; Asterinidae. Bases 182 to 976 code for a protein of 264 amino acids.